GCAACCCAUCAUGGCUACACAAUCCAAGGACACAGUGCUCGGACUUCCCCAGCGAGAGCAAGGGCAGCUGGAAUUGAUUUCUACUCUGGGAGUUUAUUGUCCUCCACCCUUAUGGUUUAUAUCUGUUCCGUGCGGAAGAUAGUGGGCUUGCACUCUGCUUAUGAUAUCAGUAGGGCUUGUCCUGCAGUUGUACUGGGAAUGUACCUGAUCAAUUAGACCUGUACUCCCCAUCUUUCUUUUAUAUCGCCCUCCCGAUACGUUUGGUGAUAGCCGAGAAAGGAUUCCCGUGUGAUGAGAGAGAUGUCAGCUUGCCACUCACAGAGCACAAAGAGCCUUGGUUCAUGCGCCUCAACCUCGGAGAAGAAGUGCCUGUGGUCAUCCAUGGGGACAACAUUAUUAGUGACUACAACCAAAUUAUCGAUUACAUUGAAGACAAUUUUGUCGGAGAACUUAUCCCCAAAUUGAUACCAGAAACGGGGACAAUUCUCCACUCUAGAGUACUCCAAUACAGAGACAUUUUGGAGAAGCUCCCGAUGGAUGCCUACACACAUGGAUGUAUCCUCCACCCGGAACUUACUACGGAUUCCAUGAUCCCAAAGUACGCCACUGCUGAAAUCCGCCGACACUUGGUCAAUGCCAGCACAGAACUGACAAAACUUGAUCACGAGGAGCCUCAGCUUACAGAGCCAUAUCUCUCCAAACAGAAGAAGCUCAUGGCUAAGAUAUUGGAACAUGACAAUGUGAACUAUUUGAUGAAGAUUCUAAUACAGCUAUCGAUGGUUCUAGAUCAAAUUGAAGCUGAGCUGGAAAAAAGAAAACUGGAAUAUGAAGGUCAAAAAUGUGAACUUUGGCUUUGCGGCCAUGUCUUUACCUUAGCCGAUAUUCUGCUGGGAGCUACGCUACAUCGGCUCAAGUUCCUAGGACUUUCCAAAAAAUACUGGGAAGACGGAAGCCGACCGAACCUCCAGUCCUUCUUUGAGAGAAUACAGAAGAGAUAUGCAUUCCGCAAAGUACUGGGAGACAUCCACAGUACACUGCUAUCAGCCGUCUUGCCCAACGCCUUCCGGCUUGUGAAACGGAAACCGCCAUCAUUCUUUGGGGCAUCUUUCCUUAUGGGGUCAUUGGGAGGAAUGGGCUAUUUUGCUUACUGGUACUUAAAGAAAAAAUACAUGUAAUGACUUACAGUUGGUGUUAGUUUGAUGUCUCUGUGCUAUAUGUGGUAUUAUCAAGCCUAGUAACAGUAUAUGAAAUCUACAAAAAAAAAGUUGCCAUGAUUCCAAAAAUCCGAUUCCUUACUGCUAAUGUUAACAUUCCAUAUUAGGAAACCAAUAGAACAAUAGUGAAGAGAAAAAAAGACAAGGUACAACUGUUCCAUAGGUGAAAAGAAUUGUUGAUAGAUUGUUCCCAUAAUAAUAAGUCUCACUGAGAAGAAAAAAAAUAAGUAGAAUUCAGAGAGUUCCACCAAUUUAUUGAUGCUUUGAAUCUCAAUGACUAAAAAUGUUUACUCUGCUCCCGGUCCAUUAAGGAUGACCAAAACAAGCCAUCGCUGUCUCAAACGUGUUUUUUAUUUCUGCUAUAUAUUUUUUUAAAGGUUUGAAUAGUAAGAAGAGCACAGGAAAAAAAACAACCAUUGACUCCUUUAAAUAUCAGCGAUAAUGGGUUAUUUCUUUUAUUUCGGGGGUGGGGAUAUUUUUGUGAAUUAUUGCAUUGAGAUAUGUGAUUUUUUUUAUUUAUUUUUAUUUUUCAUUAAAUCCGAUAUUUUUAAUUGAGCUUUUUUUUAGAAUGUAUGUAUUUUUGUUGAUACCCCCCUUUUCGAUGCCUUUGAAACAGUUUCAAACGAUUGUGACCAUUUGUCUGAUAUCCUGUUAGUUCUAUGUGACACACAGAAUUUGUUACACAAAGAUUUUGGGGGCUGAUUCCCUCCUUUUUCGGUUGAUGAGUUUUUGUUUGGUGUUUUGUCUGCACAUGAUCAUAAUUUCACAGGGUUCAACACUUUCUUGUGCCUUUUUGUAUGUCAGAAAAAAAAUGAUGAAGUUCUGAGCCAAGAAAGUAUUACAGAUCUUCAAUAAAACUUUGGUGAGAAACCAUAA
This is a messenger RNA of Xenopus laevis (African clawed frog), 2090 nucleotides long. RefSeq names its product ganglioside induced differentiation associated protein 1-like 1 L homeolog (gene gdap1l1.L). Lineage: Eukaryota; Metazoa; Chordata; Amphibia; Anura; Pipidae. The transcript is spliced from 6 exons. The record is from RefSeq and is a predicted model, not a curated record. Bases 342 to 1175 code for a protein of 277 amino acids.